Messenger RNA from Prorocentrum cordatum, 2413 nucleotides. The record is from the annotation of a GenBank genome assembly. Lineage: Eukaryota; Dinophyceae; Prorocentrales; Prorocentraceae.
UGGCUGAAGCAUUCAUCAGGCACUGCUGGUGCUGCUGCUGCUGCUGCUGCUGGUGCUGCUGCUGCUGCUGCUGCUGCUCUUUUCGCCGUCCACCGCCGCCUCUUGCCUCCCCAUGGGCGGCAAGCGUGGCCGCGGCGGUGGUCAUCCUCGCGAGCUGGCCGCAGCUGCGCUCCGCCGCCUGCCGUCUCCACCGGCGAGCCGCUCUGCGCUGCUGGCGGCGCUUCUGCUCGCCAGCUCCGCCCCGGCACGGUGCCGCGCCGCGGGGCCACGGCUGCACGCAGGCAGGCCCACGAAUUGCACACGGCCUGCGCUGGCCGUGGGGCCGCUGAUCAACAGCUCGGCGGAGCUGAACCGGGCGCUGAAGCGUCACAAGCGGCUGUUGGUCGGCUUCUCCGCGGCCUCGUGCACGACCUGCUGCACCCAGGAGCCCCUCUACGAGGAGGCGCUGCCGCUGCUGCCAAAGGGUGUGCACUGGGUGCGCGUGGACAUGGACCGCCUGGAAGCCAAGGCUUUGGCCACGACUUACGAGAUCGAGUCGCUGCCUGCCGUCGUCUUCCUGCGGCGUGAGCGUGGCGUGAAGGCUGUCCGGCUCGUGGAGGCGCAGCGACCGCAGGUGCUGGCGGCCUUCGUGUCGAAGGUGUUGGCUCCUGUGCAACUGAUCUUCUCGGGGGGGCCUAUGUCGGACGGUACCUUCCACGGUGCAUGGCCAACGGCGGAGGACGACCUCUUCGGCGGGCUGCGGUCCCGCACGGCCAGGCACUUGGUUCGCGUCGCUGCGUUGUUCGAUGGGGAGCCAGAGGAAGAAGACGCGGAGGAGCUCGCCGCUGCGGCGGAGGCCUUCGCUGGGCGGCCGCUGUCCUUCUCGUUCGCCCGCACUGCGGACCGGGGUGCGCGGCUCCAUGUGUCGCAGCACCCGCUGGUGGCGGCAGCCUGUGGCUCGCUGGCCGCGAGUGGCCGGGCGCUGGUGGCGAUGUCUUUGUUGGAUGGUGAGUAUGUGGACGGCGUGCGGCUGAAGCCGGGCGGCGACCUUGCAGGAUUUCCUGUCGCCGCGCCAGCGUCUUCCUCCCGUGGACUGGUGCUCAAUGUUUCUGCUUCGGGUGGUGGCGGGAUGCGCGCCUCGGUUCCGCCGCGCGUCACCUGCCGCGCUUUCGAUUCCUAUGAUGGGCAGUCAGUGGAGCAGUGGGUAUUGCACGCGAUCUUGCCUCCAGUAGGACGCUUCGACCCUAUAACAAGCCCGCUGUAUGAGAAGACGCAGAAGCCGUUGCUCAUGCUAUUCGUGGAUACAUCCCGGCCGGAGUUGCCCGCCUUGUUGCAGUUGCUGCAAGCUGCCCACGAGCGGUAUAACGCAGAUAAUCUUAGGGUAAUAUUUCUUUAUAUAAACGGUGUGGCAUUCUUGCAUAGGAUGACGUCGCUGGGCUUGACUGCGGACCCGAAGCGACUGCCGGCGCUCGCUUUCAAUUUCGUCACCGCGCAGCUCCUCACAUGGCAGCCUCCAGCGGAGCAGUAUGCCGACGGGUCUGCCAGGCUCACGGCGGAUGUCCUGAAUUCUUUGGUGCAGCGGUACCUCUCUGGCAGUAACGAGCGCGCUUCAGAGGCUGAUGCCCCGAAGGCUGUCCCUGUGCCGAAGAGGAAGCCCGGGACUAAGCGAGACGUUCCGAGUUUAGAUACUCUAUCCCUCCAGCAGAGGCUGCGAUUCGUGACCGCGGUGAACGGCGAGGGCUUCUCGGAGGUAGUCUUGGAUUCCUCCAGGGACGUCGCUGUCUUCUUCUUCGCCUCCAGCGGCAAGGCCGCCGAGGCGUCGGAAAAGGUUGCGAUCUACGUCAACCGCUGCGCUGAGCGCUUCGAGGAGCUCAAGGUUCGCACGAUCCGCGUCGUGCGAUUCGACAUGUCUCUGUUCGCGGCGCCGCCUUCGGUGCAGGUCUCUGAGGUGCCGAGCAUGGUCUUUUUCCCUGCUUUCUCGAAGGAGCCGCCGUACCAGGUCUUCCGCGGGAAGUGGAAGGUGCAGCAGCUCAUGUGGUGGAUCCAGGACCGGGCCAGCUUGGGGUUCAGCUUGCCGGAGCUGCCGCACCUCGACGAGCAGGAGGCCGCGCUGUACUGGGAGCAGAAGGAGGGCCUGGACGAGGUUCGGCAGCGCAGGGUCGCCAGCGAGAACGAAGGCAGCAAGCGCCAGCGGCUCGAGCUGUGACUGGCGGCGCGGGCUGGCGGGUGGGCUCCACGUGCGCGUGGGUGACCAACAGUGCCAGCCAGGUUUGCGCGCCGGUGUCGAACAUAUAGUACGCAUGCGUGUUCGUGGCUGCUUGUGGAUAUUCCCGCAUGAUUGCACCGUCGGGCAGGAACUUGAAGGGAAGCAGGCGGCGGACAACGACCAGUUGAUCCUUCCCCUCCUCCCUUCCCGAAAGGAGGAACACACUCA